Durio zibethinus is the source of this 384-nucleotide messenger RNA. NCBI's taxonomy places the organism in Eukaryota, Viridiplantae, Streptophyta, Magnoliopsida, Malvales, Malvaceae. The record is from RefSeq and is a predicted model, not a curated record.
AUGAAUAAUCGGCUUUCUUUUGCUCUCCUCAUUUUCCCUCUGGCCUUAUCGGCCGAGUCAUCGUCUUCCCACAGUACCAUGCAUUGGAGUCGAACCUCGUUCUCGAGCAAGGUUCGCGAUGGAAGUCUGAGUGCGAGGCAAACAUAUUAUGGCCUAUUAGGUGAGUGCAUAGGCAAUGAGGAAGAAACGGUGAUGGAAUCGGAUAUAAGCCGUAGGGCAUUAGCUGGAAGGAGAAGGUACAUUAGCUACGGUGCCCUAAAGCGGGACCGAGUCCCUUGCAAUCGUCGGGGCCAUUCCUACUAUAACUGUGGUGCCCCUGGGCGGGCUAAUCCUUACAAUAGAGGGUGCAGUGUCAUCUCACAUUGCUAUCGAUACACUGGUUAA